AUUACGGCAGACGGCCAGUAUUUGCAGGAAGACGUGUUGAGGAUUGUUGAUAGUUCUUGGUGUUGUUCUUUGCUGUGAUGGAAAACAAGAAGAAACGUGUGGUUGCUCCCUCCGUGAAAGAGAAUGGCGUUGAAGAAAUUUCCAUGGAAAAUGAGGUAUCCACAAAUACAAACGCGCCGGAUAUCUUGCCUGGAUUUAAAACGAUGGACGAGUUUUUACAGACGGGCUUCCGAGCUGCGAUGGAGGCGACAAAGCUGGCGAACCGCCUACCGUCCGGUCACAAGUGGGACAUCUACACCAGCUACCCGUCCUUCCAGAGACUCAUGGAUGGUGAGGCCAACCAGAUGAUGCAGAUACUGUCGAUGAUACUCAGGCACCAGGGGAUCGGGGCGAACGUGGUGCACCGCGACGUGGAGGAGAAGUUCGACCUGGUGGUGGAGGCCAACGAUGCCAUCCUGGAGCGUGUGGGGCUGAACUUGGACGAGCUGGCGGGCAUCCGCCGCAACCCGGAGCCCGUGCUGCUGGAGGCGGCCAUCACGCGGCCGGUCAGCGCGCCCUGGAACAGCACCGCCGCCACUGAGGCCAGCCCAGUGGCUACAGUGGUGGGCUCCGGGCAGACGGUGCGUCUGCUCACUGCGCGCAACAUCGAGCGGCCGCAGGCCAAGUUCAAGGACAAGGUGGACAACUCGCCCGGCCCGUUUCAGCCGAUCCUCAAAUACAAGCCGAAUGCGAUAACGCCGUUCGCCAUCACGCUGGAGGUCACCGACGAGGGUGAGAGAUUCUGUCACCCGUACGAGUACGAGCUGGACCGCCUGCGUGUGCCGCCCCAGCAGCUGGAGCGUGUCCCCGCCCCCCGGAAGCCCCUCCCCGUGGACGAGACGCCGCUCGUCGUGGUGGAGCGCCCGGAGGAUGUGCACAUCAUGCUCGAGGACCUGCGCCGCUACACCGAAGUCGCCGUUGACCUUGAGCACCACUCGUACCGCAGCUACCAGGGCCUGACGUGCCUGAUGCAGCUGUCGACACGCGACACGGACUACAUUGUCGACACUCUCGCCCUGCGCUCUGACCUGCAGUGCCUCAAUGACGUCUUCACUGACCCCAAAGUCGUGAAGGUGCUGCACGGGGCGGACAGUGACGUGGAGUGGCUGCAGCGUGACCUGGGCCUCUACCUGGUGAACCUGUUCGACACGCACCAGGCGGCGCGUGUGCUGGGGCUGGCCCACCUGUCGUUCGCCUUCGUCCUGAAGCACUACUGCCACGUCACCGCCGACAAGCGCUACCAACUGGCCGACUGGAGGAUCCGGCCCCUGCCGGAGGAGCUGGUGAAGUACGCACGCGAGGACACGCACUACCUGCUGUACGUGUACGACCUGAUGAAGAAUGAACUGCUGGAACGUGCCAACGGCAACACCAACCUGCUGCUCUCCGUCAUCCAGCGCUCUACCGAGAUUUGCAAGAAGAGGUAUGAGAAGCCAGUGGUGACGGAGCACAGCCACAUGGAGCUGUUCCAGCGCCACAAGAAGCUGCUGGACAACCGACAGCAGUAUGCGCUGCGCGAGCUCUUCCGCUGGAGGGACAAGAUGGCGCGCCAGGAGGAUGAGAGCAUCGGGUACGUGCUGCCGAACCACAUGCUGCUGCAGAUCUCGGAGGUGCUGCCACGCGAGAUGCAGGGCAUCCUCGCCUGCUGCAACCCCAUCCCGCCGCUGGUUCGCCAGCAUCUUAACGCCCUCCACCAGAUCGUCCUCAAAGCACGAGACCAGCCCCUCGUCCGGCCGGUGCUGGAGGAAGAGCGACUGGCACGGCCCGCUGCCCAGACGCAGUUCCUCAAGGCGAACCUGGAGGGCCCGCUGCUUUGCCCGCACGACCUGAGCCACGCGCCCGACUUCCGCGACGACCUGCCCUGCCUACUGGGAGCGGAGGCCGAGGGGCCGCAGCAGGACCAGCCUCUCUCGGCUGCCACACCCGCCGUCACUGUGUUUGACGAUGCUGACGCGUGGGCCGAUGAAGCGGAGGAGGAACUGCCGGCGCGCGUAAAGCAGGUGCGCUUCGUCAGCCCGUACGCGCGCUACCUGCGCGUGCGGCCGUAUACGCAGGAGCUGGAGGCGGAGGCGGCGGCAGCUGCAACCGCGGCAGAGGUGACGGCGCCGGAGACGACGGUGGCAGACGGGACGGUCACCUCUACUCCCACAAAGAGGGAGGUCAUCAAAGACGAGGUGGACACCUCCACGGGCCCACCGACGCUCGACUCGCCAAAUGUGAGCGGUGCCUCCGGGGCGCCAGAUUCGUCACCAGAGGGUCCUCCAUCGCUCAAGAGGGAGAGGAAGCGUUCUCCCGACACGGAAGCGGACUCUGGUCAGAGGAGACCGAAGUACCAGCCGAUGCCAGAUCAGAUAACGAUCGAGAGUGCCGACGAUGACAGCCUGCUGCCUAGCGGCAAGAGCAAGAAGAGGAGGAAGAAGAAGAAAGGGAAGGCAAAUGCGGCGGCCACACCGGCUGCAGCUGAUGCAGUGGGUGCGGGAAACGGUGAGUGCAGUGCCAGAUAA
Molecule: messenger RNA, 2543 nt
Organism: Schistocerca piceifrons (Central American locust)
Lineage: Eukaryota; Metazoa; Arthropoda; Insecta; Orthoptera; Acrididae
Gene: Rrp6
Product: exosome component 10
Exons: 15
Coding region: 78-2543 (821 amino acids)
Biological process (GO): nuclear polyadenylation-dependent snoRNA catabolic process; nuclear polyadenylation-dependent rRNA catabolic process; exonucleolytic trimming to generate mature 3'-end of 5.8S rRNA from tricistronic rRNA transcript (SSU-rRNA, 5.8S rRNA, LSU-rRNA)
Cellular component (GO): nuclear exosome (RNase complex); nucleolus
Molecular function (GO): nucleotide binding; 3'-5'-RNA exonuclease activity; nucleic acid binding
Source: RefSeq, a predicted model, not a curated record